UCUCAAGUCCUCAACCGAUUCCCAGAAAAACUCUCUUCUCUUCCCUCCUAAUCAUCACACCUUCAACUUCCGUUUUGAAUACUCAAACUCGGUUUCCCUUCCUUUCUUUUCAUUCUUCAACACAAGAAAAAACAGAGAUGGCAAAAUUCACCACCAGAUUAGAUAACAUUUGUUUUCUUCCUCAUAACGCCAGCACUUCCCAAAGUUCGAUUUUUUUGAGCAGAACUUCCCGGAAGAAUCUUCACUUGGAGUUAAUUCCUUCAAAGCAUCGAUUGAAUUUCAAAGUUUUAUGUAAUAUCAAGGAGAAAGAGAAUGUUAAAGACGAGAGAGAAAAGGCUGGUGCUAGCAGUGGUGGGUUAGUAAAUGGGGUACGUGUCGAGGAGCUGGACAAAAAAGCAGGUUUGGGUCGGGAAAGUGCGUCAAGAGAAGCUGGUUUUGAUUUGGUUUGGCCUCCAUGGAAGAAUAUUCCUCAGAGAUAUAAGCUCAUCGGUACCACUUCACUUGCCUUUGUUAUUUGCAACAUGGAUAAGGUGAACUUGAGUGUUGCUAUAAUUCCAAUGUCACAUCAGUUCGGGUGGAAUUCAUCAGUAGCUGGAUUAGUGCAAUCAUCGUUCUUCUGGGGUUAUGCAUUGAGUCAGUUGCCAGGGGGUUGGCUUUCAAAGCUUUUUGGUGGAAGAAAAGUUCUUAAGAUUGGAGUAUUGGCUUGGUCCUUGUCUACAGCACUUGUUCCUGUUCUUGCUGGAUUCAUGCCUGGACUACUCUUGUCAAGGAUUUUGGUCGGUAUAGGAGAAGGUGUUUCUCCAUCAGCUGCAACUGACCUUAUUGCCAGAUCAAUACCUUUGGAAGAAAGGUCCAGGGCUGUAUCAUUUGUCUUUGGUGGGUUAAGUGUGGGAAGUGUUAUAGGGCUCCUUGUAGCUCCUACACUUAUCCAGAACUUUGGGUGGGAAUCCGUAUUUUAUAUAUUUGGCUUACUGGGGAUGUGGUGGUAUUUUGGAUUUCAUUUUCUAGGAGAAGACCGAGCUUUAAAUGCAGUUGAAGUUGAGCAUGUUGCACCAUUACGAUCUGCUAAUCAGCACAAGUCAUGGAAUGAUUCUCUAAAAGAAUUAGAUGAGAUGAAAAAUUCAUGGAAUAGCACCCUAGAAGAGUUGCGUGUCUCAUCGAAGGAUGUACCAUGGAAGGCUUUUUUCCGAAGUCCAGCUGUAUGGGCUAUGAUAUAUGCUCAUUUUUGCGGAAGUUGGGGUCAUUUUACUUGUUUAUCUUGGCUUCCUACCUUUUUUAGUGAGGAGCUGGAUCUGAAUUUGAGAGAAGCUGCAUGGGUUUCAAUCCUUCCUCCCCUGGCUUCCGUUUUUGUGACAAGCAUAGCUGCACAGUUUGCUGACAAUUUAAUCACAAAUGGAGUUCAGGCCACUACGGUGAGAAAGAUCUGCCAAGCAAUUUCCUUUUUGUCUCCUGCAACUUGCAUGAUUCUAUCUUCUCUGGAUCUAGGACUGCAACCAUGGGAAAUUGUGGGCAUUCUCUCCUGUGGAUUAGCUCUCUCCAGUUUUGCCUUGUCAGGGCUGUAUUGUACACAUCAAGAUAUAUCGCCUGAAUAUGCAAGUAUACUUUUGGUAUGGCAUUACAAACACUGUCGGAGCAGUGCCUGGAAUUGUUGGUGUUGCCCUUACUGGUUUUCUUCUCGAUUCAACUCAUUCAUGGGGUUUGUCCUUGUUUGCACCGUCCAUAUUCUUCUACUUGACUGGUACGAUUGUCUGGUUGGCUUUUGCCAGCAGUAAGCCUCAAAACUUUUCAGAGAGUGAUUGACCUUGUUUCUGCGCUUUACAUGCUCUUUUUUAUCCAAUUGAAGCAUCCCAACUGAUAUACAGUGUUCAAGGUAUCCCUUUCAACCGCGCAUAUGUACAAGUCAACCGCGUUCGAUGUUUAUAGUUGGUAGUUCUUCAUAUACCUACGUAGGAAAUACACACGUAUGAUUAAAACUGCACUUUUCUUGAAAUAAUCUGUAAAUCCAGGCAACAGUUUUGGUCAAAUA
Molecule: messenger RNA, 2026 nt
Organism: Hibiscus syriacus
Lineage: Eukaryota; Viridiplantae; Streptophyta; Magnoliopsida; Malvales; Malvaceae
Product: probable anion transporter 6, chloroplastic
Exons: 15
Coding region: 138-1772 (544 amino acids)
Biological process (GO): transmembrane transport
Molecular function (GO): transmembrane transporter activity
Source: RefSeq, a predicted model, not a curated record